GUGAUAAUAUCAGGCUGGGACGAGCUACAAGUAGCUGGUGCGACAACAGCUGCUGCGGGUUAAAGGGACAGGGGGUAGAGCGUGUGCAUGGGAGGAUUCUGGAGCCACUGCUGGUAUCUAUGGUGUGUGCUUUGGCGAGACGGACACCGGGCUGUCAGGUCUGGGAUCCACAAGAACCUCUCCUGAAGGAGGAAGUGACUGUGGUUUGAGAGGCUUCCUGUGGGAAGAGCUUUGUGCCUCGGUGGAGAAGGCUGGAGCACAAGGAUGAUGGAUCGGUAUAAGACCCCACGCACCAAAGAGCUGGAGUUUGGAGGGCCCCUGGGAGCCAUGAUCCUCAUCUUUCUUAUGCCAGCUACCAUCUUCUAUCUUCUGCUGACGUGUCGCACUGAGCAAGCCAGCGUGCUGAACUUCCCGCCCCCGCUGCCACCCCUGAGCACCCUCUGGAGCCCCCACACCUUCCUGCUGCUUCUGGCUUGGGUGGGACUCCAGGCUGCCCUCUACAUGCUGCCUAUGGGGAAGGUCACAGAAGGGAUCGUCCUUCGAGACAAGAGCCGGCUCCAGUAUCGCAUUAAUGCUUUCCAUGCAAUGGGGGUCACGGCCCUGGUGGUGGGGGCUGGACUGGCAGCCGGGUUGCGCCUCAGCUACAUCUAUGACAACUUCCUGCAGUUGGCCUUCUCUGCCUUGCUGCUGGCCUUCGGCCUCAGCUUCCUCCUCUACUUCAAGUCCCUCUUUGCCCCAGAGACAGCACUGGCACCAGGCGGGAACUCAGGGAAUCCUAUCUAUGACUUCUUCAUGGGCCAUGAGCUGAACCCACGCAUCGGCUCCUUCGACCUAAAGUAUUUCUGCGAGCUGCGGCCAGGCCUCCUCGGCUGGGCACUGGUGAACAUGGCCAUGCUGAUGAAAGAGACUGAGCUGCGGGGCAGCCCCUCGCUGGCCAUGCUCCUGGUCAAUGCCUUCCAGCUGCUGUAUGUGGUGGAUGCACUUUGGAAUGAGGAGGCCAUCCUCACCACCAUGGACAUUGUACACGAUGGGUUUGGCUUCAUGUUGGUCUUUGGGGACCUGGCCUGGGUGCCCUUCGCCUACAGCCUGCAGGCCUACUUCCUGGUCAACCACCCCCAGAAGCUGAGCCUGCCCAUGGCUGUCGGGAUCCUCUUGCUCAAUGGUCUGGGAUACUGCAUCUUCCGCAGCGCCAAUUCCCAGAAGAACACUUUCCGAAGGAACCCCAAUGACCCCAGAGUAACUGGUCUCAAAACCAUCCCCACAGCCACAGGCCGGCGUCUCCUGGUGUCUGGGUGGUGGGGGUUUGUGCGCCACCCCAACUAUCUGGGGGAUCUCAUCAUGGCUCUGGCCUGGUCUCUGCCCUGUGCACUAGAUGUCUGAGCUGCAUUCCUCUGUGCUUCACUAAAGCUUAAAGCAUUGCCUUCCAUGAGGGACCACGAUGGAGCUUACUGCACGAUUGGUAAUGCUUUAAUGAAAGAAUUUAACAAUACCGCAACCUCUACAGUUGGCUGCAAGCUUAUUGCAAAUUUCACCUUGGACAUCUGAGAAUGAGGCGUGCCUGAAUUCUCCUCUGCUGCUGUAAGGAGGUGCAAGCCCACAGCAGAAAGGUCAGCCUGACAGAUGCAUGGGUCAUGAUGGAGAUGGAGGGUUUGUCUUCACUGCAACAGUUAGCUCAAAUGAGUACGCUGGAGUUACUCUUACUUGAGCUCGAGGAGAGUAGGUCUACUCUGCAAUCGGCUGUGUGAGUGCAGCCUAGACUGGCA
This is a messenger RNA of Chelonoidis abingdonii (Abingdon island giant tortoise), 1763 nucleotides long. It is a transcript of the gene TM7SF2, whose product is annotated as transmembrane 7 superfamily member 2. Gene Ontology annotation, molecular function: Delta14-sterol reductase activity. The record is from RefSeq and is a predicted model, not a curated record. Gene Ontology annotation, cellular component: nuclear inner membrane; endoplasmic reticulum membrane. Lineage: Eukaryota; Metazoa; Chordata; Testudines; Testudinidae. Gene Ontology annotation, biological process: cholesterol biosynthetic process.